Molecule: messenger RNA, 612 nt
Organism: Eurytemora carolleeae
Lineage: Eukaryota; Metazoa; Arthropoda; Copepoda; Calanoida; Temoridae
Product: DNA repair protein RAD51 homolog 3
Exons: 8
Coding region: 117-599 (160 amino acids)
Biological process (GO): double-strand break repair via synthesis-dependent strand annealing; t-circle formation; telomere maintenance via recombination
Cellular component (GO): replication fork; Rad51C-XRCC3 complex
Molecular function (GO): ATP-dependent DNA damage sensor activity; ATP binding; four-way junction DNA binding
Source: RefSeq, a predicted model, not a curated record
CUCAGUUUAAAAAUUGUUAAAUCAAUUUCAGAUAAAAAUAUGAAAACUAUGCUGAGAUUAUGAAAUUAUAAACUGUAUUGCAAAAAGAAAGUAAUGAUGAGUAGAGCAGGAUAGGGAUGGAAGGAUUAACAACAGUUUUAAACCUAUUAAACUCUAAUAUUCAACUGGGUAGACUCAGUACAGGGUGUACUGGACUAGACCAACUACUGAAAGGUGGGCUUGAGUAUGGGAAAAUAACAGAACUCUACGGGGAGGCAGGAGUAGGUAAAACGUGUUUUAUCCUGGAUCUAGCGGUCAGAUUGGCAGCUGGUGACUGUAACACCGUUAUACUAGAGACAGAAGGGAAACUUUCCACUCCAAGACUGAAACAGAUUAUUGAUAACUUUAGUUCUGACACUAGCACUAGCAGUUCAGAUAGUUUACUAGAUAGAAUAUGGAUCAGAAAAUGCCGAAGUCAGCAGGAACUUAUUUCAAGUAUUUAUCUUCUUCCAAUCUUCAUUAAGAACAAGGGUAAUGUAAAGGCUAUAUUUGUUGAUAGUAUUGCUUUCCUGUUUAGAUAUACUGAGGAUAAGGAGGACCAGUUUAGUAACCCUGGUUAGUUAUACAAUUAAA